UUAGACUUGAGUAGUAGGAAAGGAGGUGCACAGGCAUGGACAUACAACUACAGCACUGGUCCAAACCAGAACUGGUACGAGGCUCGCAAGUGGUGCCAGAAGUUCUUCACGGAUAUGGUUGCCAUUCAGAACCAAGAGGAGACCAAUUUCCUCAAUGAUCUGCUACCAUUUAAUCCAAAAUAUUACUGGAUAGGGAUUCACAGAGUGGCUGGAUCGUGGACCUCAGUAAACACCAGUCAGAGUGUACCUGAAGAGGCUCAAAACUGGGCAUCAGCAGAGCCAGAUACCAUACCCCGUCAGGACUGUGUGGAGAUAUACAUUAAGAGGGCGAGAGACACAGCCAAGUGGAACAAUGAGAACUGCGAUAAGUUGAAAGGAGCCGUCUGCUACACCGCCUCUUGCAAACACGAGUCUUGUAGUGCUCAUGCAGACUGUGUGGAAAGCAUUGGAAGCCACAUCUGCAAGUGCCAUCCUGGUUUCCGAGGCCUACGCUGUGAAGAGGCGAUCACAUGCAAACCUUUUCCGCAUCCAGAUCAAGGCUCUCACCGCUGUUCUAAUCCCUACGGGUCGAAUCAUUUUAACUCUUCCUGCCAUUUUCUCUGUGAAGUUGGAUUUCGGUUAAUAGGCGCGCCUCGACUGAUUUGCCAAGCCAAUGGGCUCUGGAACCACCCUGUUCCUCUGUGUCAAGUUGCACAGUGUCCCAAUUUGAAAUACACCAACUUCAGUGCGAGUAGCACGAACUGCAGCCACCCCAUUGCAGCCUUCAGCUACAACUCGACCUGCGAGUUCAGUUGUGAUGAAGGCUACGAACUGAUUGGGCAGAACCACAUCAUCUGUGACCACACUGGCCAAUGGACAGCCACUGUUCCAGUAUGUACAGUGAGAAAAUGCUCCCCAGUUUUCCCACCUGCUAUGGGCCACAUGACCUGCGUUGACCCCGUGGAGCCUUUCUCUUAUGGCUCCUGGUGUAACUUCACCUGCAAGGAGGGUUACUCUUUAACUGGGGACAAGGUGCUCAGCUGUCUGACCUUGGGACAAUGGAGCAAGCCUACACCUACAUGUGCAGUGGUACAGUGCAACAGUCUUCAGGCUCCACCUCAUGCCUAUCUGCAAUGCCACGACCCUAUAAACAAGCACAGCUACACCUCAACAUGCACUGUUCAGUGUGAAGAAGGAUUUGAUCUAAUUGGUGCAAAUGUGACAAAAUGUUCUUCACAGGGUAACUGGAGUCAUGCACUUCCUGUUUGCCUGGCUAAGAGAUGUUCUCCAAUUAGUUCUCCUUCUCAUGGCUCCAUAUCAUGUUCUGACCCAAAUGGUUCCUUCAGUUUUGGUUCUCGGUGCACAUCAACAUGUGAUGAGGGCUUUCUGCUGAAUGGGACGUCCAGCACUGAGUGCACCUCCAUGGGCAUGUGGAGUACAGACAUUCCCCCUUGCUUGGCUAAGAAAUGCCCCACACUGAACUCUCCUGCUCACGGAUCCAUAAUUUGCUCUGAUGCUCAUGGAGACUUCAGUUUUGGUUCUCGUUGCACGACAACCUGUGAUGAAGGUUUUAUCUUAAAUGGAACUGCUGUCACUGAGUGCACGGCGAUGAGCAACUGGAGCACAGACGUCCCACAUUGCUUGGCUAGACGGUGUCCCACUCUGAACUCACCCUCUCACGGGUCCUUAGUCUGCUCUAAUCCCCACAGAGAGUACAGUUUUGCUUCUGUGUGCACAUCAACAUGUGCAGAAGGUUUUGUGCUAAAUGGUACAGCUAUCACAGAGUGCACACCUCAAGGCAGGUGGAACAGAGCUGUUCCCCGUUGCUUAGCACGCCGAUGCCCCCUGCUGGCCAAAUCACCACAGCACGGGAGGAUGAACUGUAGCCAUCUGAACUCUCCUUUCAGUUAUGGCUCACAGUGUGACUUUAAAUGCAAUAAAGGUUUCUGGCUGAAAGGAACAUCUUCUAUGAUGUGCAACACCUCAGGCCACUGGAAUCAGGAUCCACCCACCUGUCAACCUGUACAGUGUAAGGCCCUCCGUGCCUUCUCCUCAGACCUGUCUAUGAAUUGCUCUCAUCCUCUGGGGAAUUUCAGCUUUAGCUCUGAAUGCGUUUUCAGCUGUAAAGAUGGAUUCACCCUCAAUGGCACAGCAGUGAUACUUUGCUCUGCCACUGGGAUCUGGAAUGACAGCCUGCCCAGCUGCACAGGUAUGUCGAUAGGGACCACCAUGUUGCUGUACACUGGCGCAGGGGCGGGAAUUGCUGUUGUGAUACUUCUCCUGAUAGGCCUGACUAUGUUGAUCGUGAAACAAUUUAAGAAAACAGGAAAUAUGAUCACUUCUGAUGUCCCGACAUGGGGUGAAAGAGAGAAUCCAGCAUUUGAGUUUUGACCUCGUUCCUUUUUUACUUU
Messenger RNA from Neolamprologus brichardi, 2390 nucleotides. The record is from RefSeq and is a predicted model, not a curated record. Lineage: Eukaryota; Metazoa; Chordata; Actinopteri; Cichliformes; Cichlidae.